Messenger RNA from Penicillium maclennaniae, 1260 nucleotides. Its product is annotated as bestrophin family protein. Gene Ontology annotation, molecular function: chloride channel activity. The coding region runs from base 1 to 1260 and encodes 419 amino acids. The record is from RefSeq and is a predicted model, not a curated record. The transcript has 3 exons. NCBI's taxonomy places the organism in Eukaryota, Fungi, Ascomycota, Eurotiomycetes, Eurotiales, Aspergillaceae.
AUGCCGCUGAACUUCAGCGAGCCGCCGACUCCCACGCUGAGCCGCCAGAACACCGCUUCGUUCAACCCGCACCACCAGCGGCGCACCACACACCCUCACCUCCUGUCAUCUCGUCGAAAGCCAAGGAGGCAAGUUCCUAUUAUAGAUAAAUUGAAAGUCAAGGCGCCUAAUCGAGAUUGUAGAUGGCCACUGGUCUUUCGCUUCAUAAAGGGGGCUAUCCACGUCGAGAUAUUGCUACCGGUCUUUCUACAUGCCGUUUUCACGGCUUUCGUCGUGUAUCUCGAUACUUAUGCAUUUGAUACCGUCGGAAUCCCCUCGAGCAUCAUUCCAUCACUGUCCAUCGUGGUAGGCUUGAUCCUCGUCUUCAGGAAUCAGACCUCCUACAACAGGUUCUGGGACGGACGCAACGGCAUGAGCUCAAUGAACACCUGUGUGCGCAACCUUACUCGCACAAUCAUCACGAACAGCUACAGUUCCACCCGUGGCCCGCCUACGGCAGCAGAACGUGAAGACAUCGACCGCACAAUUCGAAUUUUGAUCGCCAUUCCCUAUGCCAUCAAGAACCACCUGCGUGCUGAAUGGGGUGCCGCGUGGGAGCUGAAUGGUAUGGUCGGAAACGACUGGGGCUUGGGUGAACGUGGCUCAGCCGCGUAUAAUCCCGAAUAUGCUGGUCUACUCCCGGCCGGUUUGGAGGGACACGAAGAUGAGGGACUUGGUUUGCCUUACCAGUUGACAUUCUUUGUGGAUUCGUUCAUCAAGCGAGGUGAAGAUCGCGGUUGGUUUAAUGCGCCUGGUGCCAGUCAGAUGCAGGCACAAUUGAAUGCUCUUCUGGAUGCGUAUGGCAGAAUGGAGACCAUCAAGUUGACGCCUAUGCCAGUAGCUCAUCUAAUCCAUCAGAAACAAGUUCUCGCCUUAUUUGGCUGCGUUCUGCCAUUCGCCAUGGUUGACGAGAUGGGUUGGUGGGCGAUUCCCAUCGUCAGUCUAGUCAUCUUUACCCUGUAUGGCAUUGAAGGUAUCGGAUCUCAACUUGAGGAUCCUUUUGGCUACGAUCGGAACGAUAUCAAGAUGGACGCUCUCGUUGGUGAUUCCAAAACGGAAAUUGACGUUGUAUUGAAUGAGUGGCGCAACUACUCCAAGUCAUUGGAAGGUUCCCGCGAGGGACAAGGGCAUGGAGACAAGUGCGUCAAUUCCCAAGAGAAGAAGUACGCGCCUCCCGACCUAUUUUUGAAGCUGAGGACAAGACCGCGAACCAUGAAUUGA